This is a messenger RNA of Oikopleura dioica, 300 nucleotides long. The record is from the annotation of a GenBank genome assembly. NCBI's taxonomy places the organism in Eukaryota, Metazoa, Chordata, Appendicularia, Copelata, Oikopleuridae.
AUGCGGAAAUUGAGGAAGAGCUCGUUUUCAAGAAAUAAAGAGAUAAAGGAUGAUCUGAUGUCGGGCGAAACAACGAAGCAACGAAAACUCCAACACAAGAAACGCCGACCGCAUUUCCACAGAAAAUCGGGCAAAUCGUGGCUCAGGCAGCGAGAAAAGGUUCUCCGUGGAAAUGACGAUCCGUUGGCGGCGGUAUUUUCUUGGGGCGUCAGCCAUCAUCAGCGAGAGCUGUCUGUCAUUCCUCAGCCGAAAAUGCUGCUAGCUGACGAUUUCAAAGCGUAUUCCAAGCUAUGUGUUUGA